GCCCCGCGCUCGCCGCUCCGCCCGCCGCCGCCGCCGCCGCCGCCGCCGCCCGCCCCGCGCGCUCGCCCGAAGCAUGGAGCUGCUGUGCUGCGAGGGCACCCGGCACGCGCCCCGGGCCGGGCCGGACCCGCGGCUGCUGGGGGACCAGCGCGUCCUGCAGAGCUUGCUCCGCCUGGAGGAGCGCUAUGUGCCCAGCGCCUCCUACUUCCAGUGCGUGCAGAAGGAGAUCAAGCCGCACAUGCGGAAGAUGCUGGCGUACUGGAUGCUCGAGGUGUGCGAGGAGCAGCGCUGCGAGGAGGAAGUCUUCCCCCUGGCCAUGAACUACCUGGAUCGCUACCUGUCGUGCGUGCCCACCCGCAAGGCGCAGCUGCAGCUGCUGGGUUCCGUGUGCAUGCUGCUGGCCUCCAAGCUGCGCGAGACCAAGCCCCUGACCAUCGAGAAACUGUGCAUCUACACCGACCACGCCGUGUCUCCGCACCAGAUGCGGGACUGGGAGGUGCUGGUUCUGGGGAAACUCAAGUGGGACCUGGCUGCAGUGAUUGCCCAGGACUUCUUGGCUCUGAUUCUGCACCGCCUCUCGCUGCCCCGAGACCGCCAGGCCCUGGUCAGGAAGCAUGCCCAGACCUUCCUGGCCCUCUGCGCUACAGAUUACACCUUUGCCAUGUACCCACCUUCCAUGAUCGCCACGGGCAGCAUCGGCGCUGCGGUGCAGGGCCUGGGGGCCUGCUCCACCUCGGGCGAUGAGCUCACGGAGCUGCUGGCGGGCAUCACUGGCACGGAAGUGGACUGCCUGCGGGCCUGUCAGGAGCAGAUAGAAGCAGCCCUCAGGGAGAGCCUCCGGGACGCGGCCCAGACGUCCGGCAGCCCAGCGCCCAAAGCACCCCGGGGCUCCAGCAGCCAGGGGCCCUCCCAGACCAGCACUCCCACAGACGUCACCGCCAUCCACCUGUAGCCACUGCCGUCCGUGCCCCACCGCGCAGGAACGGACCACACCAGCAGCCCGACGGGGUUCCUUCCUGCCCCCCAUCGCCCAGCCCGAGGGGGUGGGGGCCACCUUCUCCCUGCAGUGCACUAAGGGGCCCGGCUGGCUCCUCCCCCUCCACCCCUGCCUCUGACCAGCCCAGCCCCUUCCCCCACUUUAGUUGGCCAUGGGGUUGGGCUGGUCAGACCGUUUCAGACUUUUUGCAAAAUAUGCACCAGCAUAACUUUCUGGGGUUCCCUUGUUGUUACGGGGGUUGGGGGUGGGGGGGUGAUGUCUCAUGUUCUCGACUGCCAAAUUGCCCUCUGUGCCUUCUGGACGCCUCACCCCCUCUUGCCAUCACAUUUGGAUUGGGGUCUCCCUGCACAAGCUCCUGCCGUUCUGAGGUGUGGGGAGCAGUGUCUCGACGGCGGCCUCCCCCACCCCGCACCUGGGGAGCCCUGAAACAAUCCAGGCAGAGGGGCCCACACCACCAGUUCCUCGCGCUUUGCUUUCAGGCAGCUGCCUGUGAGGGGGGGCGCUGAAGACGAGGUAGCUUUAAUUUAUUGCUUGGGUGCGAGGCAGCAGCGGGCACAGCGGGCACCUGAGCACUGGCUGCCUCCCCCUUGGCCACUGGCCAGGGGACCUUUGUGGCCCAGGAGCUGCUACACCUGGGGUGGGGCCGCCUCUCCCCUCUGCCCCAUCCUUUGGGGGAGGAGGUGACGGAGCCCCUGUCUGGAGAGGGGCGAGCCCUGAUCAUACAGGUCUUCCCUACGGUCACAAGGUCCAGGCUGGUGGCCCGGGACCAUCAAGCUACCUUAAUAAAGAUUCUGGAAUAAAGGGCUUAGCUUU
Molecule: messenger RNA, 1810 nt
Organism: Sorex araneus (European shrew)
Lineage: Eukaryota; Metazoa; Chordata; Mammalia; Eulipotyphla; Soricidae
Gene: CCND3
Product: cyclin D3
Exons: 5
Coding region: 74-952 (292 amino acids)
Biological process (GO): regulation of cyclin-dependent protein serine/threonine kinase activity; mitotic cell cycle phase transition; positive regulation of G1/S transition of mitotic cell cycle
Cellular component (GO): nucleus; cytoplasm; cyclin-dependent protein kinase holoenzyme complex
Molecular function (GO): cyclin-dependent protein serine/threonine kinase regulator activity
Source: RefSeq, a predicted model, not a curated record